AAUAAGUAAUGAAAAGAAAAGGAGUAACAAUAAUAAAAAUUGAUAAUAAAGGUAAUAGUAUUACUUUGUUCUCUUUAAAAACCCUAAACCCUCUCCGGUUAUCCCUCUCAGCGCUCUCCAGCAACCACUCUCCGGCGGCGAGUUAAGCUUGCUAGGAGUGGCACAUCCAAGGUUCAACGACAGACAACCAAACCAAGCGUGAAGAGGUUAUUUUGGAUUGCAGCUUUCGAGGUGGGGUUUACUUUAUCUGUAUGCUCUUCACUACGUGCUUUGUUAAAUUGAACAGAUAUUCCGUUAGAAAAUACAUGUCAUUCAGAGGAAGAGGGGGCGGCCGUGGCCGUGGAGGGCCACCUAGAGCCAAGCAAAUGCCCUUCGAUCUCUUUCCGGAAGUUGCGAUAGGUGUAGUGAAGUAUUCUGUGGAAGAAGUAAAGAAGUAUUCUCCGUUUGUGUCCUGGUCACAGAAUCUGCAGACCUUUUUCGAGACAUCUCCUUACCAUUACCAAGAUAGAAGGCUAACCCUACAGAAAAUGCAAAAACUAGACAUAGAGAGGUACUCGGAUAAGAAAUUGCAGGCAACAACUGUUAAGCAACCACUCCAUCACUUAAUAAUGAUGGACAAAGAUCAUAUGCCUGCAGAACUAGUCAGAGGUGGACGGCCGACUGUCAAGAGAAUCAAGUGGGGCAAUGAAAUAGACUUGAACAAACUUGAUCAGUUUGAGAAGCUUGAGGAGAAGCAUAAGGGAACUGAAGAAGAAAACCAAGAAGAGGAAGUAGAAGAGGAGGAAAAUGAAGAAAAUGAAGAAAAUGAAGAAUAUAGUGAUGACAAUGAUUAUACGAAGGGUGAAUACGUUGAUGACGAUGAAGAUGACUUUAACAUGGAUGACGAGGCGAACGAGGAUGAUGCAGGGAUUUUUUGAGUUAGCAUCACAUUGAUCAUCAACCUGGCUACAUGUGCUCUAAUUUAGCCGGUGUUAUAGUAUGUAUGUAUAGUUUUUUUUUAUGUUGAUCAAUUUUUCUAGUGGUGUUCCAGUGAUAGUAGAGUAGUAUUUACAUAUUAUAAGCUGCGCAACGAAAUAAACUUUUUGGUCUUUGGUUUAUUCUUUAUGUGGUAUUACUAAUAUUCUUUAUGUUUGAUUUGGAUUGAUCGAUGAUUUUAAUUCUUGCUUAUAUUAUAAA
This is a messenger RNA of Salvia splendens (bonfire salvia), 1176 nucleotides long. RefSeq names its product glutamic acid-rich protein. Bases 252 to 917 code for a protein of 221 amino acids. Gene Ontology annotation, cellular component: RNA polymerase III complex. Gene Ontology annotation, biological process: transcription by RNA polymerase III. Lineage: Eukaryota; Viridiplantae; Streptophyta; Magnoliopsida; Lamiales; Lamiaceae. The transcript is spliced from 11 exons. The record is from RefSeq and is a predicted model, not a curated record.